AGAUUUUGAAAAUUUUGGAAAAAUAUGAAGACUUUGGUGAGAUAUGGAGGUUUUGGCAAAAUAUAGAGAUUUCAGCAGAAUAUAGAGAUUUUGAUAAUUUGACAUGGAAUUCUCAGUUUGGCAAAAUA
This is a messenger RNA of Ambispora leptoticha, 128 nucleotides long. The record is from the annotation of a GenBank genome assembly. Lineage: Eukaryota; Fungi; Glomeromycota; Glomeromycetes; Archaeosporales; Ambisporaceae.